Molecule: messenger RNA, 1509 nt
Organism: Anguilla rostrata (American eel)
Lineage: Eukaryota; Metazoa; Chordata; Actinopteri; Anguilliformes; Anguillidae
Product: transcription factor HES-4-like
Exons: 4
Coding region: 268-1152 (294 amino acids)
Biological process (GO): regulation of neurogenesis; regulation of transcription by RNA polymerase II; anterior/posterior pattern specification
Cellular component (GO): nucleus
Molecular function (GO): DNA-binding transcription factor activity, RNA polymerase II-specific; protein dimerization activity; RNA polymerase II cis-regulatory region sequence-specific DNA binding
Source: RefSeq, a predicted model, not a curated record
GCGUGUGGCACUUUGAGUCGACUUGCGCACGGCGUCCUAGCAACACACGAGUUUAAAUAAGCGAAUAGAUGUGAUAUAGCUGAUCAGAGUGACUUGCGCGCCGCUCCGUAGUUGUCAUCAUAGGAUCCUAGCCAAAGUCUUUCCUCAUCUGCUGUCAAACGAGAUUCAUAGGCAGCGUACUACUGUCCUGAGAUUUGACAUCGUUUCGCCGCAAAUCCGAAGGAUCUUUUUGCACCAGUUUGUACAUUAAGAGAGAAUACAACUAAAAUGCCAGCUGAUAUCAUGGAGAAAACCACCGCAUCUCCGGUAGCUGGUGCCCCGGCUAGUGGAGCUCACACACCGGACAAACCAAAAAGUGCCAGUGAACACAGAAAGUCUUCGAAGCCAAUCAUGGAGAAACGGCGUAGAGCGAGAAUAAAUGAAAGCCUUGGGCAGCUGAAGACUCUCAUCCUGGAUGCACUUAAGAAAGAUAGUUCCAGACAUUCAAAGCUGGAGAAAGCAGAUAUCUUGGAGAUGACAGUAAAGCACCUGCGGAACUUGCAGCGCGUGCAGAUGACUGGAGCUCUGACAGCCGACACAACAGUCCUCAGCAAAUACCGAGCAGGAUUCAACGAGUGCAUGAAUGAGGUGACCCGCUUCUUGACUACUUGUGAUGGGGUGAACACGGAGGUCAAGUCUCGGCUCCUCAACCACCUGUCCGGCUGCAUGGGACAGAUGAUUGCGAUGAAUUACCCACCGCCAUCCUCGGCCCAGCAGCAAGCGCACCUUGCUCAGCCUUUGCACGUGCAGUUACCAUCUGCUGCCACUGUGCCAGUAAACGGCGUCUCCAUGCCUUGCAAACUCAGUCCCUCCGAGGCAGUGUCACCGAAGGUGUACGGUGGUUUUCAGCUCGUGCCAGCCACCGACGGACAAUUCGCCUUUAUCAUCCCCAGCCCGGCUUUCGCUUCUGCGACUACUCCUGUUAUCCCCCUCUACGCCAACACAAACGUACCAGUCACGCUCAGCUCAAACUCCAUCCACACCACAUCGGGAACGACCAUGAUUUCCCCGGUUCAGGGCAUGACUUCUUUCGCUGGCGUUUCAAAGGCUGUAAGCCCGAUGAGCGUCAGUGUUGGCGCGGACAGUAAUGAGUCUGUCUGGAGGCCGUGGUGAACGGAUUUUGGGCAAAUGGUAAAGGCUUGAAAGAAAAAAAGGAAAUAAUUUAGUGACUUUUUAUAAAGGAGAAAUUAGUUCCGUUUUAAGGAACGUUACUGACCCUUAUUCGAAUAUUUAUUGGCUGAUUCCAGAUUUUUGGAUGUUGGUAAUAAAUAUGUUCAUUUUUUGUGUGGAAAAAUGUUUAUAGCCCAUUGAUUUCAUUUAUAUCGUUUUUAAAUAUGGUUUUAUAUAAGAAUUAUCGAUCAUUGCUCAAUGCCAAAGCUGUUUUAUAUUGCUUGUUAGUUCCUGUUCACGAAACUUCAACUUGUGAGGUUUUGGUUUGGAAAUAAUAAAAUUUUGGAAUCAACUCUGAAA